GGAGUGGGUCACAAUUGACAGCCUCAAGGUUCCUGGCUUUUUGAACCACCACAGACAUCUCCUUUCCUGGCUACCCCACCCUGAGCGCCAGACACCAUGAACCUUCCUUCCACAAAGGUCUCCUGGGCCGCCGUGACGCUACUGCUGCUGCUGCUGCUGCUGCCGCCCGCGCUGUUGUCCGGGGCGGCUGCACAGCCCCUGCCCGACUGCUGUCGUCAAAAGACUUGCUCUUGCCGCCUCUACGAGCUGCUGCACGGCGCGGGCAAUCACGCGGCCGGCAUCCUCACGCUGGGCAAGCGGAGGUCCGGGCCCCCGGGCCUCCAGGGUCGGCUGCAGCGCCUCCUGCAGGCCAGCGGCAACCACGCCGCGGGCAUCCUGACCAUGGGCCGCCGCGCAGGCGCAGAGCCAGCGCCGCGCCCCUGCCUCGGGCGCCGCUGUUCCGCCCCGGCCGCCGCCUCCGUCGCGCCCGGGGGACAGUCCGGGAUCUGAGUCUUUCUUCGGGCCCUGUCCUGGCCCAGGCCUCUGCCCUCUGCCCACCCAGCGUCAGCCCCCAGCAAAAAGGCAAUAAAGACGAGUCUCCAUUCGUGUGACUAGUCUCUGUUCCUGUGCGGUCGCG
Messenger RNA from Pan troglodytes (chimpanzee), 616 nucleotides. It is a transcript of the gene HCRT, whose product is annotated as hypocretin neuropeptide precursor. Gene Ontology annotation, cellular component: perinuclear region of cytoplasm. Gene Ontology annotation, biological process: eating behavior; response to starvation; regulation of neurotransmitter secretion. The record is from RefSeq and is a predicted model, not a curated record. The transcript is spliced from 2 exons. The coding region runs from base 97 to 489 and encodes 130 amino acids. Lineage: Eukaryota; Metazoa; Chordata; Mammalia; Primates; Hominidae. Gene Ontology annotation, molecular function: neuropeptide hormone activity; type 2 orexin receptor binding; type 1 orexin receptor binding.